AAACAGUCGAGCAUUCAACGCAUAUUGUUGUUCUAUUUCUGUUAUCGUGUUAAAUAUGUCUGGUGGGCAACAUCAUCAAGCAGUUAGUAUUCCUGUGAAUCGUGAGCAACGGUCAUUUGAGAGGCAGAGACGUGACCUGUUAACUGGCCUGGAACACGGAGGUGGUACUCAUCGUGGCAACCUAAUCGCACCGUACACGGAAGACUGGCCGAGUACUGUGGACAGCUGGAUCAACUCCUCCUGGAGGAGAUGGGAUGAAGACAUGCGACGUUUGAGACGUGGAAUGUUCGCACUAUUACCGUUGGACAACUUCACCCACGGGAUUUGGGAGAAUCCAUUCGCUUUAAUGCACCAAAUGGAUCGUCAUAUCCAGGAUAUCCGAGAGAGAAUGGGCUCAAUGGAUGUUCCGUCGACCGGUUCAGUGAGUGACUUUUUAAAGGACGCCUACGAAAUAGGUGAGGAUGGCAAGGUACAUUUCAAGGUACGAUUCGAUGCACAAGGUUUCGCCCCUCAGGACAUCAAUGUGACGUCGAGUGAGAACCGUGUGACGGUACACGCGAAGAAGGAGACAACGACCGAUGGUGGGAAGUGUAGUCGGGAGUUCUGUCGUAUGGUGCAGCUGCCGAAGAGUAUUGAUGAUGGUCAACUGAAAUGUCGCAUGACAGAUGAUGGUGUUUUGAUGUUGGAGGCUCCAGUGAAGGUUGAUCAGAACCAGUCGUUGACGCUGAACGAGUCUGGUCAGGUGGGUGUUCGACCGAAAUCGGACAAUCAGAUUAAGGCAGUUCCUGCGUCUCAAGCACUUGUUGCAAAAGGUGUUCAUGGUCUAUCGUAUGUGGAUGAUGGUUCAGGUGGCAAGCGAUUGCAUGUUGAGGUUCCAGUGGACCCAGUGUACAAGCCUGAAGACUUGUGUGUGAAUGUUGAUUCGAAUCGUGUUGUGGUUAGUGGACGUCAUCAUAAGCAGAAGAGUGGUCAAUAUGGAAAGUCAAGUUCAUUUGCAGAGUUCAGUCAGUCGUAUGCGAUUCCCGAGACAGUUGAUCCGUUAUCUGUUUCUGCUCAGGUAGUUGGCAAUACAUUGGUAUUGGAGGCGCCAUUGGAGAAGCAACAUGCAAUUACUCACUAGAAGAGAAUAUGUUUUACUAAACUAAUCGUUGCUUAAUGUUAAAAUAUUGAUGUGAUUUUUCUAAAUAAAUAUUUUUGAAUUGCAUUCAAUCCCAUGUUAUUUAUUUCGUGAUCAUCGUAUUCAGUUGACUUGUUGAACGUUUACUUUCUG
This is a messenger RNA of Schistosoma mattheei, 1270 nucleotides long. Lineage: Eukaryota; Metazoa; Platyhelminthes; Trematoda; Strigeidida; Schistosomatidae. The record is from the annotation of a GenBank genome assembly.